Messenger RNA from Lepisosteus oculatus (spotted gar), 6154 nucleotides. RefSeq names its product tripartite motif containing 44 (gene trim44). NCBI's taxonomy places the organism in Eukaryota, Metazoa, Chordata, Actinopteri, Semionotiformes, Lepisosteidae. The record is from RefSeq and is a predicted model, not a curated record. Gene Ontology annotation, molecular function: zinc ion binding.
UGCUUCUAAAGUGAAAGUAGCUGAGGGAGGGCAGCUGUGCAGGUCUCUUCGGCUGUCUGGGCUCUUAGUUUACACUGCAGCGUUCGUUCAUCACAAAGGCGGACAGAGAAAUACAUUGUGACACACAGAAGGAGCGGGAGAAAAGAACAGGAGUGGAGCUAGAGACUAGAUAGCUGAGAGAGUGAAGACUGAGCUGGAAGCCUGGUAAGAGAAGUUGUUUUGUGUCAGGCAAGGAGGCAGACAGACAGGCGGGCGAAGCAGCUUGAGAAGCAGCAGUCGUUGCAGUGGGAGCUGUUCCCCAGCAGAGCAGCAGAAAAGUGGGGGAUGGGGCACUGUCCAACAAAGAGAAUUUGAAAAAACGAAAGAGAAAUUCAUGGCAAAGAGCGCGGCUUAAUCCUAUGUGGGAACAAGCAGGCACAGCGUGACUAAGCUGUGUGUGUGUCUAUGUGUACAGACGGGAAACUUUGUAAAAGGCGAGGAAGAGGAGGAAUAAGAUUAGAACAGUCAGGGUGAAGACAGACACAAGACACAAAACAACCAAGCCAGCUGCCUAAAACUGAUAAAUCUCCCCCACAAAGCUGCAGCUGUGGAAAUCUGCUGAUCUGCUGAGUGGUUCUGAGGAAUUAGAGCUCUGCGUUGUGGUCGCGUGCUCCACACUGACAGCGCUGGGGGGAACCCGAUGGACGGCAUGGUGGAGCUAGAUAAGGAGGAGCUGCAGAACGAUGGGACAUGCGAUGCCUGUGAGCCAGAUGAGGCCCAGCCAGCUGUUAAAAUAUGCCACUUUUGCAACUUUGCCUUCUGCAAUGCGCAUGCGGACAAGCACCUCCAGAGCACCAGGCACGAUCUGGAGCCAUACCUGCCAGAAGAGAAGGCCAAGGAGGGACAAGGAGCUCAAGGAGGGAAGGAGGUGGAUGGUGUCCCAGGGAUAGAGGAAGGAGCGAUGGGAGGAGAGGUGGCUGAGAACGGAAAAGCGAGGGACAGUGUCACAGUGGAGAGGCUGCGAUGCAAGGAGCACGGCCAGGAGGGGACGCUGUACUGCAGGCUUGAUGAGAAGAUCAUCUGUGUGGUGUGUGCUGUUCAGGGGUCUCAUGCAGGCCAUGAGGUCAUAACCCUGAGGGAUGCAUACGUGUGGCAGAAAAGUAAGGAACCAGUAGACAUCCUGGCCCAGACUAUGGAGAUGGCCGAGAAGCUGAAGUCCAGAUGGAACUGUCCUAAUAUGAGCACAGCUGAGCUGGAGGCUUAUGUAAACGAGCAGUUUGACGAGCUGCACCAGCUGGUCCGGCAGGAGGAGAAGCGCACGCUACACCUGGUGGACCUAAAAGAGGCCUUCCUGACCGCGCAGGCAGCAGAGAAGAUAGCAGAGAUCACCGUGCACACUGAGAAGUUACAAGAAGAGAUGGCCUCCAUCACCAAGCAGCUGGGUGCCCUGGACCAUGGAGAGGAGAGCAACCCCUUGGAAACAGAAGCCCAUCCAAGACCUGAACCCAGACAAGACCCACCAGGAGAAAAUGGAGAAAGCAGUACUGGAUCCUUCAUGGGACAUGCCCCUUGACCACAAGAUACCCCUCUUCUACCCCAGAUCCAGAAACAAUCUCAGUAUUGUUCUCUCUGCCUUUUCUGAAAUGACUACAAGGCCCUAAAGCCCAAUAUAUUUUCAUGGCACUUCAUCCUGUGUGGCAGUAGUUGAUAAUAUGGUAUCUUCUUCUGGACGUAACUGUCUGUGUUUUCUUAAAAGUACCUGUGCAGCCUAUGUUCCCUUUUUCUUCCAUUUAAGGUCUCCUACAUUACAAGAAAAUGACCAAAAUUACCAAACAUUCUGUGUAACUAGUUACGGCAAUAAAGUUUUGAACUUGAAGAAGCAUGAGUCAUCCCAUGCUCUAGGGCAAAGCUCGGCCUAGACCAGCUGAGCUACGAUUCUAUUGGUUUUAUAUCUUAGCUAUAAAAGGUUUUAUAGCUUUAAAUGUUAUCCAAUGGAGGCUUAAAAUUGAGAAAUUUAAAACUAUAAUAAUUGAACAAACAACUGGUUCUAUUAGUCCAUUCAGAACUUCGCUGGGAUAGAGCAUAGAUGUCUGGUCCAAAACCAGAAAUGAGACAAAAUUCUCUGUUCGUGUAAGAGUCGAUAUCAUCAGGCACUUGUGUGUCUCACAGUUCAUUCAGAGCACAGCUUGCAUGUACAAGGCCAGCUGGCUUAAUAAUUAAGAUAAAGAACUUAAACCAAGAGAACCUGAGCUGCAGCUCUGCAGCUCUUUCACAAUUUUUUGCCUUAAUCAGGAAAUCUCCUUGUGAAUCCCAAUGUACAGUAGAAUAGACACAACAUUAUCUAGAGUAAGUGACUUUGGUAGAGUGAUUUGAUUUCUUGCUGUAUACAGUACAUCAUUGCACUAACAUUUGCAGAUUACUUUGAAGACAGGUUUCAGCUAAAUGACUAAUUGUUAUUCAGCCCUGUGCCUUGAGCUUUGUUCUCUGGUGGUCUGACCACACUAUCUUUCUGUCCCUAGCAAAUCACGUCUCUCUUUCUAUCAGAUGGUUGUAUGUUACAAAAUUGGAACUGUUAUCUGUUCUGCAUGGUGGUUACCAGUGCAGCAUCACAGCUCCCGGGUCCUGGGUUCUGUUCUCCCAAUGCUUGUGUUGGUUCUUUUUCCAGAUGUGCAAAUUUCCUUCUGACUUCCAAAACAUGCCGGCUACACUAAUUGGUGUUUCUAAACUGUAACAGAGUAAGUAUAGCUUGUCUUAGAACAGUAUUUCUGCCUUACACCUUAUGUCUUUUGUCUGCCAGAAGAGGCACUGGCUCACUCUGACAAUCUGUAGAAUGAAACAGGUUGUGUGCAAGAUGUUUUUGAUCUGUAAAGUGGUAAUGUACUGUAUUUUUUCUACAAGUGUGGUAAUGUUUUGCAACUAUAUUGCUAUCAUGCAAGUGUUUAGCUGUGGUUACAUUUUUGAAAGUUAGAUUUCAACACAUUAUUGAGUGAAAAGUGUAAGUAUAGGGACAGUUACAUGAAAUCUGUCAUUUUUACUGUGUACAAAUACAAUUUGUUUUUUGAAGAAUAUUAAUACAUGGCAAAACUAUAGAAUUUCAACUUUUUUCUGAAGUAUUAAAUUAAACUAAAGUUGGUGUUUUGCCUCAGACCCCUCAAUCCAUGACUACUUCAAGUCUAUGAGCCAUUGACAUACAGUAGCAGAUUUUAGAUAUUCCUUUGAAAUCAUCAGUUACAUCAUCAAUAAAGAUCAGUGAGCCAGUUACAGAGGCAGCCAUGUGUCCUCAUAACCCUGACCCCACCUCCACUGUGCUACACAGAUGAAGUAGUGCACUUAGUAUCAUUUGCAGUUCCUCUCUUUCUGUCACUUUGAUAAAGGAUCAUUUUAGUCUCAUCUGUGCAUAAAACCUUGUUCCAGAACUGUUGUGGUUCAUCUGUGUCCUUCUUUGCAAAUUAAAAUCUGGGCUUUCUGUUCUUAGUGGUGAUGAGAGGUGUGUGUCUUUCAGUGUUGCCCUAAUAAUUCUCCUGUCGAAGUUUUCUGGGCAUAGUGAACUGAGAAACGUUCACACCUGCACUCUGGAGGUUGUCUGCAAUCUCUGUGGCUGUUACUUAAGGGUCUUUAUUCACAUUUCUAAUGAUUUUUCUGUCAUCACCUGCUGCCUUACUCCUUCAACAGGCUGGUUUUUGCCAGUUGCUCAUUCCUCCAAGAGUUUGCAGUAUGCAUAUUUAUUAUUGCAUUCAGCCCUAUUUCAUUAAUUUGUUAGUUUGUUAGAAAGUAGUUUUUCAAAUUUCAACUUCAUUGUUGGAUUUUGAGGAUAUUGGAGAUCACACGAUGUGCAAUAUGUUGUGAAGCAAUUAAAACAACAAAUGUUGAAAUACAAUAGAAAAUUCGCUUUUCCAGGGCUGUGUCAAAAAUAGCCAGAGGAUUCGAUCUAAAACACAAAGUUCUUUAACACAGAGACAAAUGUCACGUUUCACUUCACUGUGCCAAUACCUAUGCUUUUCACCGUAUGGUAUCAGAAAGAAAAUUAUAUAUAUGGUCCGGUUAGAAAAAAAAUGAUGGAAUGUUUAGUUAAUGUACGCUGUUAUGUGAGAUGAUAUUUACUGGCUUGCAAGAAUUUCACAACAAAUGAAAAAUAUCUAAAUAGGACUUGGAUUCAGUCAAAGAAUGAAAUAAGCUCCCUUUGUCACAUUUGCAAGUUAAGUGAUUACAGUGUUACAAAGCAAAUAGCCCAGUGGAGGAUUGAAGUUCCUUGUAUCAAACCCUUGGUGUCCUAGUAAUAACAGGACCUUUGUGUAGAGUAAACUUGUAAUCAUGAAAGACCUUAGGAAAUGUGUGAAAUUAAUUAAAAUUUGUAUUAGUCUUUCCUCUUUGAAAGUCUAGACAAAGCAAAAAAAAAGACUGAACUAUUUCCAAUACCAUAAAUGAUCCUAUUAAAAAUACUCACAGAGGAAUUUUCAAAGCCCCUCCCAAUUUUCAUCAUAAAAGCUCAAAGCUACAAAGUCAGUGUGACAAAACAAAAACUUGAAGAAUAUGUAUUUUUAUUGAGACGAAUAUGAAAUGUAAUCUGGAUGUUAUGUGGAGGUAAUGUAAUAUACAGUAGGCUUUGGAAUUAAUGACCACCCUGUUGUCUUCCCUCUUGCAAUUUGAUUUCUGGUGGACGUCUCUUUUUAAUCUAAAACCAAAAAACUUGGCCUCCUGACAGAAAAUGGACGUUACCUUUUAUAUCUUGAAUUAUCUUGGAAACUAAACACAGUACAGACCUGAUUGGGGUCUUGAAUUAAAGAGAGCUCCUUGGGCACCCUGUCUGAACCUUUUGAUGUUUUAUAUGUCUUUCUUAGUAAACACUUUAGAAAGAAAUAUCCAGAAUAAAAAUGUCAGAAAACACAGAUGCAAUUUAUUGUCUUUCUUCAAAAGUCCAUUUUCCAAGUUGUGGAACAUUUAGGAUGUCAAUUUCCUUUUCUAGGCCUUCUUUAAAAUACCAACUAUCAUAGAAAAAAAUAAAAACUUAAAAAUGAAUGUGAUUGAAGAAGUACAGUAUAAAAAAUGCAUGAUUUUUUUUUUAUGAAGACAGGCCAUUAAUCGGUUUUCUCAGCCUUCCAAAAAUGUAAAAUAAUGAAAAGAAAGAAAAGAAGAAAUUACUACUGUAGUAGUUUAAUAAUGCCAGCCCAUCUUAUAAUGUUUAGUUGUUUUUACUGUAAGUGUUUUUACACGUUUUUAAACUUUUUUGCACUCAUCUGGUAUUUUUGGGCUUAUGCAGUACUCCCUACAUAAUAAACAAGUUUAGUAAAAUAAAAAAAAACUAUGCAUGCAUGCUAUAGAAACGAGGGUUUAAGUCUGUGAAUGGUCAGAAUUCACUGAAUGAAAGCUAUUUUUACCUAUCAGAUGAGCUUUUUCUAGAGCCAGUCGAUUUGAACUUAUAGGGCUUCAGCAGCUAUCUUUGUUGCAGAAUGUUUUGUUUUUAUGAACUCAUUAAUUUUCAUAGUAAAAAAGUAAAAUAAAUGCUCUUUCUCAAGGUAAGGUAAAAUGUCCUUUAUGCAUGUUAGCGAAGGUUUACUUUUGCAAUUAUGUUUUACUGGAGAACCGGUAAAUUAGACAUGUAUUUGCCUGCUUCUCUAAACUGAAAUGCCAGAUGAAUAUAACUAUGAAAAAGGUUCAUUUGAUUUGUGCUGAUGUAUCUAGUUCUGAAACAAAAUUAUGAAAAGCUCAGGUUGUCUUGUAUUUCGUGAUGUAUAGUAUGUGAUGUUGUAUUUUGAUUUUGCUAGUAAAAAUAUAUAUUAUUCGACCAAUGUGCAGCUUCUGUCUAAAGUGCUUUUGUCAGGAUUACACAAUUCAUUUGUUUGUUUAUUACGAAAUAGUUUCAAUGCAGUGAAAACAAACUUAAAGAUUGUGUACAGAGGAUAUUGGACAAAAAUUGUAUUUGCUAUAUUUUGAGAAAGGUUAAAAAAUGUUGUUUUUGGAUAUGAAAAGUGUAGCAUUGAAAGCAAAUACGCACACAUAGAUGGAUAUGCCUAGCUAGGGCAGAUAAUAUUUAAAACUUUCUGGCUUACAGCAAGUCCUAUGUUUUACAACAAUAUUAAUCAGGCUGUUGUGUUGGCUUGGAAUUUUAUUCUUUCUGUUUACUGUUGCUCCCUGGCUGUUCGCUGUAAACACAUUCAUUAAAAACUAGUGCAAUUUA